CUCCCUUUUAAACCAAUAUUACGUUUUGGGCCACCUCAUUAAAUAUUCAUUAUCUCUAUAAGUAGUCAACAAAUAAUCUAUAAAUAAAAGCCCAAUGGUUUUGUAACCAUAAUGAUAUUUAAUGAGCCACACACACGCAAGCUUCGUAGUUGAUGUCACGCCGACCUAUCUAAAUAAAGGUUAUGUCCGAAGUCCCCACGUUCUUCCAACAAACACCCCAAAAUCACCUCGUAAACAACCUGGCAAAAAAAAUGCAAGGCGAAAACCUAAGAGAAAACUUGCUCCUCGGCAUGGGCAACCCCUUGCUCGACAUCUCCGCCAACGUCGACAAACAGUUCCUCCAGAAAUACAACAUGAAAGAAAACAACGCGAUCUUAGCGGACGAAAGCCACAAGAACCUCACCGGCGACCUGAUUGAUCAAUACAAAGCCGAAUUCAUCGCUGGGGGCAGCGUCCAGAACACGCUCCGAGUAGCCCAAUGGCUGCUGGAAAAGCCCCGAGUGACAACGUUUUUCGGGUGCGUCGGCACCGACAAGUAUUCCCAGAUUUUGAAAGAGGGGGCGCAGAGUGAAGGAGUUAAUGUGAUUUAUCAGUUGAAUGACACAGUUCCUACCGGCACGUGUGCCGUCUUGAUCACUGGCCCGAACAGGUCGCUGUGUGCGGAUUUGGGGGCUGCGAAUUGCUUCACGAUUGAUCAUAUUAAGAAUCCGGCGAAUCGCAAGCUGAUUGAGGGGGCACAGUAUUUCUAUAUUUCGGGUUUCUUCCUCACCGUGAGUCCUCCAACCAUUCUAGAAACUGCUAAACACGCUUUAGCUAAUGAUCGCCCCUUUAUUAUGAAUCUCAGUGCACCGUUUGUUUCGCAACUGUACAAAGAGCCUCUGAUGCAAGUCAUGCCUUAUAUUGAUCUACUAUUUGGAAAUGAGACGGAAGCUGAGACCUUCGCCACCGAGCAAAACUUCGGCACGAAAGACUUAAAAGAAAUCGCCCUCAAAAUCUGCAAGCUCCCCAAGCAAAACGAGGCCAGAUCCCGGGUGUGCGUCAUCACCAACGGCCACAACCCGGUCAUUCUGGCCCGCGACGGAAAGAUCACCGAGUAUCCGGUGGACGUCCUCACCAGAGAGCAACUCGUGGAUACGAACGGGGCCGGUGACGCGUUCGCCGGCGGUUUCUUGGCGCAGUACAUACAAGAGCAGCCUCUGGACGUCUGCGUGCGGUGCGGGGUUUGGGCGGCCACUCAAAUUGUGCAAAGGAGUGGAUGUACGUUUAGCGGAAAGGCCACCUUUCAGCCCUAGCAGUAGGAGUGGGGGCUGGGUGUACUUAGUUUUUUAUAUUGUGUUGUUAUAAUGGGAAUAAAAGACGAGGUUUUCUUGUUUA
This is a messenger RNA of Zophobas morio, 1374 nucleotides long. RefSeq lists its product as uncharacterized. Gene Ontology annotation, molecular function: adenosine kinase activity. Gene Ontology annotation, cellular component: cytosol; nucleus. Lineage: Eukaryota; Metazoa; Arthropoda; Insecta; Coleoptera; Tenebrionidae. Bases 183 to 1292 code for a protein of 369 amino acids. Gene Ontology annotation, biological process: purine nucleobase metabolic process; purine ribonucleoside salvage. The record is from RefSeq and is a predicted model, not a curated record. The transcript has 4 exons.